This is a messenger RNA of Phaeodactylum tricornutum CCAP 1055/1, 3850 nucleotides long. It is a transcript of the gene Spc97, whose product is annotated as Spc97. The transcript has a single exon. Gene Ontology annotation, molecular function: gamma-tubulin binding; microtubule minus-end binding. Gene Ontology annotation, biological process: microtubule nucleation; cytoplasmic microtubule organization; spindle assembly. The record is from RefSeq and is a predicted model, not a curated record. Gene Ontology annotation, cellular component: centrosome; spindle pole; gamma-tubulin small complex. Bases 1 to 3825 code for a protein of 1274 amino acids. NCBI's taxonomy places the organism in Eukaryota, Bacillariophyta, Bacillariophyceae, Surirellales, Neidiaceae.
AUGACAUCCUCCUUGCGCAAUCCGGAUUCGGCGGUCGCCCGUGCCGCCAUGGCGCGGCGUCGGCAGCGAAUUCCGCACCACGGGGCCGUUGCGACAUCGUCCGGUACUACCGAUCAGCCCCGCGAUCCAACUGCUAGACGAAACUCGGCCGUUGCGGAGACUUCUCGCCAGGUUUACGAUCACGAACGGCUACUAGAAAGAAGUUUUGAAGUCGCAGACGAAGCGGCGUCCGUGUUGGCGUCGGUACGUCAACGUCGUCAGCGGGAUGGCUCCACACGAAUGAAUAUCGAGCCCGAGUCGGACUCCAACCUUUCGACGGCAUCACACGUACCACAACAACACCAAGGGCGGACACCGACAGUCAAGUUUGCAACGCAAAGCUCGUCUACGAGAACGAGCGUCCGUAAUGUGCCAUCCAGCAUUACUCCACUACUGUCUGCCGCCGUCACCGUUUCGAGUGCCCCUCCGCCCACAUCCUCACGAACGCCCUCAACGGUGACUAAAGUUUCCCCCGUACCUUUGCCUCCGCCACCGUCAACCUCCGUCGACGGAACGCGCCCGGAACGUGCCGUGUCUUCCCACGGACCCAUGUCCCGUACCGGAUCCGCGCCAUUGUCCACUUCGUCCGCCAAAGCAACCUCGGCGGUACCUCGCACGUUUGUUGCUUCGCGCAGCACGUCUCCCAUGCCUCAGCAAACUUCCGACAGUGAGGAGGAUAACGAUCAAGUCUCGGGAGAAACGAAGCUGCCGCCCACCGUGGAAGAGCUGGAACCCGUCCUAGUUGAAGAUGAUGACGACGAAGGCCACAAAGGUUGGACCGCUAACGAUAGUCAUGCGGCCGCAACGACCCAUUUACACUACGGUGACCGUAUUCGUAUACUUUGCCACACCGAAACACCCUGGAGUAUUGUACGGGAAAGCUCCCCCGAAAGCAAGGUAACAAAGGCGAUAGCAGUCCCCGUUACGUCAGCCACCAUGGCCGCCUUUACGGUACAGCGACCCCGCCCCACAGCACAAUAUGAUCCUUGCCUACGCUAUGGAGAUGUCGUAUCUUUGCACCAUACCGACGGAUCAAUUAUGAGUGUCCAUCGUCAGCAAUCCGAGAAAGGCCAUAACAUUGCUUACGUGCCCGCUUGGAUCGAUCCGGUGGAAACCGACGACGAACGUAUGGAAGUUUGGAAACUUUUGCGGGCGGUCCGGAACGGUCUCGUGCGUGUCGGACACUCUGCGAUAGAAAAGGUCACACCACGGUCUGGUCGGACGGCUCCAAUAAAUUCGGGUGACGCCAUUCUCUUUCGGCACGAGAAAACCGGCGGGAUUUUACGGUUGGACGUGUCCGGUCACUUGGAAGUAGCCACGGAUUCAUAUGUUCCCAGCAACAGUAAUAUCCGCCAACGUCGAACUUUGCUGACGCGAUUGCAAACGCACGAUAUCUUAGAAAUAUCCAAGCACGAAACUUUUCACGUGAUUACCGGAACCGUUCCACCGACACCUCUGUGGACUAACGGUCCGGCAGAUACGCAACGUUCAUUCUCCAACGGCACUCAUAUCCUGGAUGCCCAACGACACGCUUCUACACAAGUAGAGGAAGCACUGUUUGUUGAUGUUGAUAAGAAACGCAAGAUUGAGCUGGCAGACCACAUCGGAAUAUUGCAAGCGAAUCGGUCGAAACAGAUGGACACCCCUUUGGGACAAGAAAUGGUUUUGAUUGACGAGCUACUAGGUUCCUUCGUGGGAUUAGAAGGAAAUUCAAUCCGCGUUCAUGGGGCAAAAUCCCUAGACGACGACAGUUUUCGCUUCGAAGUUGGUACAUGUACGAAUCUGGACGAAGGCUUACGGUCCAUGGUGGAGAGUUUAUUGCCUCUAUCGACGGCAUUUGUUCGCGUAAAUCACUUUGUAGUUAGCACGCUUCCACGAUACGAAAUGGGGCUCGUCAUGCACGCUUUCUGCGAAGCGCUGGACGAGUUGUUGCAAAACUACGUUGCUUUGACAGCAACCUUGGAACGCGAAUAUCGAAGUCUCAUAGACUAUUCGUUUGGGAUCUCAAAAUUACAGACACACAUUUUGUCUGCACUACAUACAAUGUCGGUGUUACACCAUGCCGUAGAGACUGUUCGUCACAGCAAGGGCGGUGCUCUGAUAAAUUCGCUUCAAGAAUAUAAAGACAAUCGUUGUGACGGUGAUCCAGCCGCCGAGUCUAUGAUGCAUAACCUUGUGGAACGGGCAAGCAUACCAUAUAUGAACAUGCUUCUGCAAUGGCUCAACAACGGUAUCCUUGACGAUCCGUACAGCGAGUUCAUGGUAAUGUGGGACAAAAGCAAGCUAUGGAAUGAGCAGUACGCUGUCGUGGAAGCGCAUGUUUUGAGCAGACACUUUGGAUCACGACAAUUGAUCGAAAGAACGGUCUCUACGGGACAAUAUUGGAACGCUGUUCGCCGAUGCCAGGGUCACGUUCAAGAAUCUGCUGUGCUCGUGGAUACUCUUCCUUUGCGAUAUAGCGACCCCAUUGUUUCUUUUGCUUCCAGCGUCCAGCUGCAGUAUCACAAAGCCUCCCGUGUUCUUGUUAGUCUACUGCUGAACGAAUACGAUCUGCUUGGCUCUUUGCGUCUUAUGAAACGAUACUUUCUGCUCGAUCAUGGUGACUUCUUCGUGCACUUUCUUGACGUCGCAGAACGGGAAUUGCGUAAAUCCCUUUCGAGUGUAUCACCUGGAAGGAUACAGCAUUGGCUGAAAAUGUCGAUCCAGCUUUCGGAGAGUCACACGGAGGAUCAAGCAGCUAGCCCCUUCUUUCAAACACGAGGUAAUCGAUCUCUGAAUGGAAACUCGAUACGCUGUAAUUUCGCCCCGGAAAGUCUUGCCGAUCAAUUAGACCAGCUGCACGCCGCCACAGGAGGUAUCGAUACGCACGAACCCAAUACACCUCAACGACAUGCGUAUGGGGCAUCACUAGACGAAGGGCUGACGGGUUUGGACGCAUUCCUUAUCGAGUUGAGCUUUGUUCCAUUCCCUGUCUCUGUGGUUCUUUCGCGUCGUGCGUUGACCAGCUAUCAGCUCCUCUUUCGCCAUUUGUUUCUCACGAAGCACGCCGAACGUAGACUGGUAGGAAUAUGGAAAGAUCAUCAAACAAUGAAAGAACUGCAACAGAUUCGUGGGUCUAUGGGACCUGCUUUUCUUUUGAGACAACGAAUGUUACAUUUUUUGCAAAAUUUGAUGUACUAUAUGAUGUUUGAAGUUAUCGAGCCGAACUGGUCCGAAUUGGAAAAUGAGAUUGAUUCACUCAAACAGCAACGGGAGUACACAGUUGACGAUAUGUUGCAGGUUCAUUCUGAGUUUCUCCAGUCAACAAUCCAAGCAUGCCUACUGACCAGUCGCGAGUUAAUACGAGCCUUGACGAGACUUUUGAAAACGUGUCUGCUUUUUAGCGAUCAAAUGGGUCACUUCAUUAGAGCGACCCAGAUUAAUGAAGACCGUGACGCUGUUGCGACAGAGAAGCAAAAAGUAGUAGAAAGGAGCCUUAACGGCAGAGAUCGCGUUGGAGUUUCAAUUUCUGAGAACAGACUCCGUCACACUCUUGAAGAAGCGCGUCGGGAACGUGCCGAGCGAGUGAAUCGUCAAACCCUUCGUGUGAAAAGAGAAGUGGCGAAUGAGUCGUAUAGAUGGAUGAUUGUCCGCUUCGAAGAGGUUUUCUCUGAGCACUUGAAAGAGUUCAUGGUCCGUCUAUCGUCAGCAGAUGAUUCAUAUCCAACCAAUGCACAACUAGCAAAUUUGUGCGUACGUCUUGAUUACAAUGGUUACGUCUCGAAAUCAAUUGUCCGGUCUCCCUAAAGAUCCACCCUUUGCGCCAAUUUCC